Messenger RNA from Dermacentor albipictus, 2686 nucleotides. Its product is annotated as cytosolic Fe-S cluster assembly factor narfl. The record is from RefSeq and is a predicted model, not a curated record. Gene Ontology annotation, biological process: iron-sulfur cluster assembly. Gene Ontology annotation, cellular component: cytosolic [4Fe-4S] assembly targeting complex. NCBI's taxonomy places the organism in Eukaryota, Metazoa, Arthropoda, Arachnida, Ixodida, Ixodidae.
CGCAGUUAACUUUUCCUAUUUUUCCGAUUAGCCAGCAUAGUUUGUUUAGUUCAAUCGCAGGUCGGAGGAAUGGCAGACGGCUUUAGCGGCGUGUUGCGAAUUACAGAUUUAAAUGACUUUAUCGGGCCCUCUCAGGAAUGCAUCAAGCCGGUGACGGUAGAGAGACGUCCCGGAAAACUUGGGUCUAUCAAAAUCGGCGACGAUGGCUCCUACCUCCAAGUUGACGAGUCCGGGCAGGCUUCCAAACUGGAGAAGGCGCAGAUAACGCUCACGGACUGCCUGGCGUGCAGUGGGUGCGUGACUUCGGCGGAAACCGUGCUGAUCACCCAGCAGAGCGCCGAGCAGCUUUACGGCGUGCUCAAGGAAAAUGCGGAACUGCCUGAAGAAAAACGCAAGCUCAUCGUCAUCACCGUAGCCCCUCAGGUGGCCGCCUCAUUUGCUGGGAAGUAUGGCGUCGGCUACGAGCAUGCUUCAGCAAGGCUGACUGGCUUUUUCAAGACAUUGGGAGCCCACUAUGUUUUGGACUCCACAUUUGGCCGGGAGUUUGCCCUCAUCGAGGUGCUACGAGACUUCCUCGAGCGGUGGGCGCGGAGGGACAGCGAUCGAACUGCCCUCCCUCUUUUAGCAUCAUCAUGCCCAGGAUUCGUCUGUUAUGCGGAGAAGACUCAUGGCGACGUAUUGCUGCCGCACAUCAGCCGAGCCCGUUCGCCACAGCAGGUCAUGGGGUCGUUGGUCAAGAAGUUUCUGGCCGGUAGGCUGGGCAAAAAGCCUGACCAGAUUUACCACGUCAGUGUGAUGCCCUGCUACGACAAGAAGCUAGAAGCAUCACGGACGGACUUCUAUGAUGAAAUAUACAACACCAGAGAUGUGGACUGCGUCAUCACGUCUGUUGAAGUUGAAUCCAUGCUGGUGAAAGAAGGCAGGUCUUUUGGUGAAUUGCCCUCGGCUGCAUCAGAUUCGCUGUUCCGUUGUGAAGUUGGCGGCAGUCCCUAUAGGCACCCAGGAUCUGGAUCCGGUGGCUACUGCGAGUACGUCUUUGUGGAGGCAGCGAGGCUACUCUUUCACAGCAGGCCUGAAGAGGUUGCCUUUAAGACCCUCAGGAACCAGGACUUCCGAGAAGUGACCCUGGAGGUUGGCGGGGAGACUGUGUUGCGCUUUGCCAUCGCCAACGGUUUCCGCAACAUCCAGAAUGUGGUGCAGAAGAUGAAGCGGGCAAAGUGCCUGUACCACUUCAUCGAGAUCAUGGCCUGUCCUGCCGGGUGCCUCAACGGUGGAGCGCAGUUGCGACCAGAUGAUGGUGACUCGAAGGCUCUGUUGAGGCGUGUCGAAGAUGCUUACAACGCGGUCCAGUGUCAGCCACCUGGCAUCAACAGGGCCAUGCUGGACGUGUACCAAGACUGGCUCGGCCUUGAGGACCCACUCAACGGAAUUUGCAGUAGUGGUGAUGCAGCGCUGUUGAGAACUACUUAUCGCGCCUUGGAGAAGACGACAAGUGCACUCAACAUUCGGUGGUGACGAUGCUGUCGUUCUCUGUGUGGCGGCAUGGGUGUGAUCAAGUGUGUCGUGUAUGAACAUCAUGUGAGACUGAUUAUGAGGUGAACUUUGUUCUUAAGACAGUACUUGUUGGAGACUAAAUGUGUUAUAGGAUAUACACUUGUGAGCUAAAUGAGAAGGAACAAUGAAUUAAUAUUCAAAUAACAAUUACAGUCGCCUUCCAUUGGCCGAUCGACUGUACUGUACCGGUGCUACGAAGCAUGCAGACUCCGGGUUUGCACAGACGUCAUUGAGCAGGGCUUCAGGGCUUCACCCCUGGCCCUCUGCGUCCCCGCAUUGUGCUGCAAUUGCACGCUGCAGGGAAAAGGAGAGACUGUAAUGCAAGGCCUUUACUCCUUAUUAAGAUUAUGUUUGCGUUCCUCUUGUAGAGCUGCACUACACCCUUGGGCGGCUAGGGUGCUCCUGCCCGCGGCCGAGAAGGAGAGCCUGGCCACCUGAGCCAUACGCUGUGCCUUGAUUACCUCUUCCAAUGUGUUGUGAAUACCCAGUUGCAUGAGCGGGUCCUUGCUAGUACGCAAAGGGGCCCCUAGCACUCUCUUGAUGCUCUUGCAGAUCAGGAGAUUGAGCUUAGCCUUUUCAUUACUCUGCCAGCAGUGCAUGGCCGCAACAUAGGUAAUGUGGCUCAUUAAAAAAGUGUGGAACAACCUUAGUAAAUUGUUCUCCCUGAUGCCACCUUGAGAUUUGGAGAUUCUAGUGAUGAGCCGAACCAUGCUUUCUGUUUUAGCUGUGAUUUCGUUGAUGGUCUGCACAUUAAAUGUGCCAUUAGCCUCUAUAAGCAUGCCAAGAACUCUGAUGAACUCUACCCUAGGGAUGAGAUGACCAGAGCUGGGCGAAGCUUUAUAAUGACGUCCGAGAGGGAGACCCAGCCUCUAGGUUUGACACCCCUUCUCUUGGGUCUGUACAGCAAAAGUUCCGACUUGCUAGGAGCGAGUCGGAGUCUGGUUCCACUAAGGGAAGCCUCGGUGUAAUCCACAGCUUGUUGGAGUGCCUCCUCUUCUCUACCCUCGCUGUCGCCCGUGCACCAGACGGUGAUGUUGUCGGCGUAAAGGGUAUGAUGUAUGCCCCCACUUGCGAGAACCUCUUGGAAAGCCCACAGACAGCAAUGUUGAAUAAAAGUGAUGAGACCAUCGAA